Ceratotherium simum simum (southern white rhinoceros) is the source of this 936-nucleotide messenger RNA. The record is from RefSeq and is a predicted model, not a curated record. Lineage: Eukaryota; Metazoa; Chordata; Mammalia; Perissodactyla; Rhinocerotidae.
UUCUCCUGAUUCUGUUGUGUGUCUUUCAAACCCCGACGCGCCCGUUUCCUAGUUUUAUCUUCCUCGGUCUUUUUCUCUCUCCUUUCUUCGCAGCUCAGCAUGCAGGAGAAAGACGCCUCCCCGCCCGGUUUCCUACCUGGCUUCCAGCAUUUCGCCACGCAGGCCAUCCGUGCGGGCCAGGAGCCGGAGCAGUGGACCUCCCGGGCUGUCGUGCCCCCCAUCUCAUUGGCCACCACGUUCAAGCAAGGGGCUCCCGGCCAGCACUCGGGUUUCGAAUAUAGCCGUUCUGGAAACCCCACCAGGAAUUGCUUGGAAAAAGCAGUGGCAACACUGGAUGGGGCUAAAUACAGUUUGGCCUUUGCUUCAGGUUUAGCAGCCACUGUGACUAUCACCCAUCUCUUAAAAGCAGGGGACCACAUUAUUUGUAUGGAUGAUGUGUAUGGAGGUACAGGCACCUACUUCAGGGAGGUGGCAUCUGCGUUUGGAUUAAAGGUUUCUUUUGUUGAUUGUUCCAAAACCAAAUUGCUAGAGGCAGCCAUUACGCCAGAAACCAAGCUCGUUUGGACUGAAACCCCCACAAACCCUAUUUUGAAGAUGGUUGACAUUGAAGCCUGUGCACAUAUUGUCCAUAAACAUGGAGACAUUAUUUUGGUCGUGGAUAACACUUUUAUGUCAGCGUGUUUCCAGCGGCCUUUGGCUCUGGGGGCUGAUAUUUGUAUGUGUUCAGCAACAAAGUAUGUGAACGGCCACAGUGAUGUUGUAAUGGGCUUAGUGUCUCUUAAUUCUGAUAGCCUCCAUAGUAGGCUCCGUUUCCUGCAAGAAGAACACAGCCCAGUCAACACCAGACUGCAGCCUUGUAAGACCAGAGAGAGCACCCAGCCCAGCUGUGCUGGGACCCCUGACCUGUGGGAAGAUAAUAAGUGUCUGGUGUUUUAA